Mercurialis annua (annual mercury) is the source of this 794-nucleotide messenger RNA. RefSeq names its product NADH dehydrogenase [ubiquinone] 1 beta subcomplex subunit 9. NCBI's taxonomy places the organism in Eukaryota, Viridiplantae, Streptophyta, Magnoliopsida, Malpighiales, Euphorbiaceae. Gene Ontology annotation, biological process: mitochondrial electron transport, NADH to ubiquinone. The transcript is spliced from 6 exons. The record is from RefSeq and is a predicted model, not a curated record. Bases 69 to 419 code for a protein of 116 amino acids.
CGAAUCAAAACAUUUUCAUCGCUGAAAACAGAAGAAAAUACCGUCGAGGAACCAAGAAAUCGAGAGAGAUGAGUUCAAUAGCAGCUGCGUACCUAACGAGAAGAGCAGCUCAAAAGGAGCGGGUUCAGAUCCUCUACCGCCGAGCUCUUAAAGACACUCUAAACUGGGCCGUUCAUCGCCACCUCUUCUACAAAGAUGCCUCAAACUUACGCGAGAAAUUUGACGCUAACAAAGAUGUGGAAGAUCUGGAUACAAUUGAUAAACUGAUAGCCUAUGGUGAGGCUGAGCAUAAUAAGUGGCGCCACCCUGAUCCGUAUAUUGUUCCUUGGGCUCCUGGUGGUUCUAAGUUUACUCGAAACCCAACUCCACCUUCUGGGAUUGAGAUAGUGUAUGACUAUGGUCGAGAAGAUACUGCCUAAAUUCAUACCUUUUUCCAUGGAAAUAAAUAAAGAUAUGUUCCAAAAUGUUGAUGUUUCUUGAAAAACAAGAUGUUUGAAUAUUUAGUCGCUCUCCUUGCAACAUCUGAGCACAACCGCACUGAAGCUGAAUCUUUAUUGGUUUUGCAGUUUGAGAUUGAUCCGACUGCUGUGGAAGAUAAUGGUUAAGGCCAGCAUCUUGUUUGUGUUUAUUGAACGAAGCCGAUGAUGAUAGACUUAUGGAUAUUUAGACAUGUUUCACAGCGCUGUAUUUGUUUUCUUUUUUCUUUCUAAAGAAAGAUAUUUUAUUGCAGAAGCACCAAACCGGGAUAAGAUGAUCCGGAAUCCUUUCAAUGAAAAUUUUAUCUUCUUGAUUUA